Messenger RNA from Onychostoma macrolepis, 7655 nucleotides. RefSeq names its product SEC16 homolog A, endoplasmic reticulum export factor (gene sec16a). The record is from RefSeq and is a predicted model, not a curated record. Gene Ontology annotation, cellular component: ER to Golgi transport vesicle membrane; endoplasmic reticulum exit site. Lineage: Eukaryota; Metazoa; Chordata; Actinopteri; Cypriniformes; Cyprinidae. Gene Ontology annotation, biological process: autophagy; Golgi organization; COPII vesicle coat assembly. The transcript is spliced from 32 exons. Bases 182 to 6706 code for a protein of 2174 amino acids.
GCAGGACGCGCUCGGCCAAGAUGGCGGACAAGUGUCAGCCGCGGUGUCCUGCACUUUUCUGAGAAACUCAACUCCAGCCGCUCUCGUAUCGAGUCUUGUUUGAAUCUGGGCAUCUAGACUGGAAGAUAACGGGGAGAUCUCCAGUAAGUGUAAACACUUUGGAAACCUGUGAGUGUAAACGAUGCAGCCCCCUCCUCGGACAGCUCCUCCUGGAGCUAGUGGACCUCCGCCUCCCUCCGGUGGACCCAAUGCCUUCAGAAGAACCAGACCUCACAAGCAUGGGGCUGCAGCUGCUAUGACACCGGCUGCCCCGCCCACGCAGCCAGUGACUGAUCCUUUUGCCUUUGGAAGACAAAGUUUUUCGCCCAUGGCAGGGGGCAGCCAAGCUCCACCCACAAACAUCAACCCACUUCCUAUGCAAGGUCCUCCCCUUCCCGGGUUUAACCCGAUGACACCACCACAAGGGCCACCACCAGGAGCAGCGCAGGCAGCCUCUCCUGGCCCACCACCAAGAAUUUUUACACCACAACCUGUUCCCCCAGGGCCCGCACCAAGCUCUAAUCCUCUACCUGCAGAACCAGGAUACUUUAAUUCCCAAGAACCAAUGCCCUACAUAGCACAAUUGCCUAACCCUGCUCCUUCCUUCAGCUCUAGUUCAUCACAUCCACCCUCCACUGGCCCAACACCUCCAGUUCAAUCCCAGACUCCUUUUCAUUCCCAGCCAACACCUCCUCUACCUUCUCACUGGGUGCCUGACCAUGGAAGCCGCCCACCCUCUGUUCAAAACUACUUUCAGCCAACUAGUGAUCUCCCAUCUCAGCCUUUUCAAGCUCAAGCCCCACCUCCUGUGCCCUCUCCCCACACAGCUCCACCAGUGGCACAAUCUCAGAAUCAAAGUCAGUCAGCUCAACCACAUGUGACUGGGGCUGCUGCAACUCCGCAGCAAAACUCCCACUUCCCGGCUCAGAAUUACUUCAGUCAGUCAGGUGGACCCUCAGAGCCAUGGUUCAAUCAAAACCCACAGGAUCCGUUUCAGCGUGCCUGUCCUGUCUCCUACUCUGAAGUUCCCAGUGAUUCCGGAACGCUCUCAAUGUUCUUUCGGGGCAAUGAUGUUGAAAAUAAAGAAACUCUGUCAGGGGAGGGACGUGUAAAUGGGAUUCAUCACCCUAUCCAUUCGACGACUGAGUUCUCUGGUCCAUAUUUGAAUGACACUGGUAACAUUCGAGCUGGGCCAGGACCGUGUGAUUCUGUGGAGAAUCAGGAAUGUGUUCCAAACCUGGAAGUGCUGCCUAGUGAGGCUCCUCCAAGCUAUGCCUUUGAGGGGGGGCCUAAUUUGGAGACACCUGACACUGGUCCUCGUCUUGCCCGCUCUGCAAGUGUUUCAUCCAGCUAUAGUAACGUCAGUCACAGCAGUGGACACGGUCCUCACAGCAGCAGCCACAUCCCUCGGCGACAGCAAGGUGUUGUGGGAACAUUUAUCCAACAGGAAAGUCCCCGCCCACCAGAUCACCCUCCUUUGCAUCCCUCCACUGGUGGAUACUUUGAACAGAUAGACUCCAACCCAGCUGCAGAGGCGAGUCCUACUUUCCCAACUCCUAGCCCACCUAAACCAGUUGGUGUGUUCCAAGCGAGUGCAAAUUCUUCCUUUGAGCCUGUCCGCUCGCAUGGUGUAGGAGUUCGACCUGUUGAGGUUGAUCGUGCACGCAUGGUCAUGGAAAAGGGUGGACGUGACAUGCAGCCUGGCAACCUAGAACAACCCCCAGACAACUUGGAGACCAUUUACUUACCAGAACGCCGACCCUCAUCUCGAGCUCAGGGAGCACGACGCCCCAUUGAGAGUCCCGCUACUACACUCUGGGCUCAAAAUGACACUGCCAGUCUAGGUGCUAACAUACUGUUAGCCCCUGCAGCACCCUCUCUGGCUGCAACAUUUGUUCCAGCACAUCCCUCUGAAGUCAUCCAGCCACCGGAGGAUGGCCCUCUUGAUUUGCAUCCAGCGAAGCCAGAUCCACAGCCACCUUCGGAAAACCUGGAAAUUCCCCCAGACUCCACACCUCAGGCAAGUUUGGGAUAUGCCUCCUUGCUGGUGGCCUCGCCUCCCAUAGAGCCCCUAAAUCCGUCUGUGUUGAUUGCGCCACCUUCCAGUUUGGUUUCCUCUCAAAACCUCUCACAACCCUCCAAUCAGACAAGUCCUCAAGAGACAGCAACUCCUGUGCACCCACCCUCUCAGUCUUCUGUGACCAAUCAAAUGCCUCAGAAUUCCCCUCCAACGAAUCAGCCACAGUCUCUUUUCUCUCAGACACCAGUAAACUUCAGCACUUCUUCUACUCAAGGUAUCUUGAAUCUAGCACGAGAGGCAAACGAUGCUCAGCCCUCUGUUCAAGCACCCCGACCCGUUCUCUCAAGGGCUCAGUCUCUUAGAGGUGACAGCCAGUCUCUUCCGCCUUAUGUUUCUCAAGCUCAGACUUCUGCCCCUGCCACCAGUCACAAUGAAUCUUCAAAUUAUGAGCUGCUUGAUUUUUCUAUGCAUCAACCACAGUCCAUGAAUCAGGUGACAGUCCCUGCUGUCUCUCAGUCUGCCCAUCCUGCGGGCUUGGUGAAUAACACACCCGGCUUUUACCUGCAGGUCACCAAAGAUGCACAGCAGGGUGGGCAGUCUGACAGCGAGGCUCUGCCCCUUCAGCAGAUCUCUAACCCCCCACGACCCUCCAGCAACCAACCCAACAAUGAUCCGACUCACACCUCCCACUCUGCCCAUCCACCUCCAGCUCAACACCAGCCUCCUCCACAGGCCCCUCCAACUCAGCGUGGUGCCCCUCCUGGAUCUGCCCCACCACCUUCUUACCCACCCCAGUCUGGGAACUCUGCCCCCCAGCCACUUCAAGAACCCCAAAGACCUCCUUCAUCUCUAGGCAGUCAGUCAGGCCAUGGUGCUCCUCCUGCGAUGCCACCUGGUCCAGGUUAUGCAGGGUACUACCCGGGACCCUACCCUGAGUACCAGAAUGGAAGACCGCCGUAUCCACCCCAGUACCCUAUGGAUCCUAGAACUCAAAGCUACUAUCAGGAUGAUCCAUACCGUAGAGGAGAUCCUCGAUACGGCUGGUAUGAUGGUCAAAAUCCUGGCUACCGGGAGGCUGAACGUCAACCAGAGAGGCCAAGUUCUAGAACCAGCCAAUACUCAGACAGACCCAAUUCCAGCACUUCAGCUGUAGACCAAUGUUUCAGUCAAACCCAGAAUCCAAUACAGGGGUAUCAAGAAGACAUUUCUAGAUCCAGCCGUAGUGCCUAUGAUGACUACUAUGCAAACUACUAUAAGAGACAGUAUGAUGCCUAUGGAGAUAGGAGCAGGUGGUAUGAUCCAAAUGCUGCUUAUGAUCCACGCUACAGAGCCUACUACGAUCAAACGUAUGGCUGGUACUAUGGAGAUGCCUACUACAACCAACAAUAUCAAAACAGCAGAAGAGAGGGCUAUGAUGACCCAUGGCGGUAUUACCCUGGUUAUGACUCCAGCUUUGAUGAUGAGUGCCGCAGACGUGACCCGUACGUUGACGAUUUUGACCGCCGUUCGGUUCACAGUGAACAGUCAGCACACAGUGUGCAUUCAUCACACAGUCGACGCAGUAGCUUCAGCUCACGCUCACAACAGAGUCAGGUGUAUAGAAGUCAACCAGAUUUAGUCAGUGCAGCCUAUGAUGCCACUGGGACGACUCUUCCAGCGGAUUACACCUACAGCCAGUAUCCUAACCCUUCUGAUACUGUAGAUUACAGUCAGCUUCCUUAUUCUACCGACAACACCUGGACUGCUCCAGAGCAGCCUCCUCCAAGGCCGUUGACCCCAGAGAAGUUUUCUGUUCCUCAUCGCUGUGCUCGGUUUGGUCCGGCUGGUCAGCUGAUCCUUGUCCAACCCAACCUGCCCUCUGCUGGUCAGCCUACACUUGUGGAAAUCCACAGUAUGGAGACGAUUCUGCAGGAUUCUCCAGAGCAGUCAGAAAUGCGUUCAUUCCCUGGCCCGCUCGUCAAAGAGGAGACUCAUAAGGUGGAUGUCAUAAAAUUUGCUCAGAACAAAGCCCAAGAGUGUUUGCGAAAUGAUGACCUCAUUGACAAAGACUCCGCCUACCUCAUCUGGGAGUUCAUUGUGCUGCUGUGUCGCCAGAAUGGGACGGUAGUGGGCACAGACAUCGCUGACCUGUUGCUAAAGGAGCAUCGCUCUGUCUGGUUGCCCGGAAAAUCACCCAAUGAGGCUAAUCUCAUCGACUUCAACAACGAAGCAAUAGAGCGUGCUGAGGAGGAAGAGGCGGGGCCAAUAUCCCUUCUAUCAGACACUUUCAUGGGCGUGCCAGAGAAUGUUGGCAAGGAAACAGAGCGUUUCAGAGAACUUCUACUCUUCGGCCGCAAGAAGGACGCUCUGGAGGCUGCUAUGAAGAAUGGCCUGUGGGGUCAUGCGCUGUUAUUGGCCAGUAAGAUGGACAACAGAACACACGCCCGUGUAAUGACCAGAUUUGCCAACAGCCUGCCUAUUAACGACCCUCUUCAGACGGUGUACCAGCUCAUGUCAGGACGAAUGCCGGCUGCUGCUACUUGUUGCGGAGAUGAGAAAUGGGGCGAUUGGCGACCUCACCUGGCCAUGGUGCUGUCCAACCUCACACACACUCUGGAUCUUGACACCCGCACCAUUUCCACCAUGGGGGACACUUUAGCAUCUAAAGGUCUGGUAGAUGCAGCCCAUUUCUGUUACCUGAUGGCUCAGGUGGGUUUUGGUGUUUACACCAAGAAAAGCACCAAGAUGGUCCUUAUCAGCUCCAAUCACAGCUUGCCAUUUUUGAAGUUCUGCUCGUCAGAGGCGAUUCAGCGCACAGAAUCGUAUGAAUACGCUCAGUCUCUUGGCUCUCAGCCUCUCUCUCUGCCAAACUUCCAGGUGUUCAAGUUCAUUUACGCGUGUCGACUGGCGGAGGCGGGACUCUGUGCUCAGGCCUUCCAUUACUGUGAGGUCAUCUCACGCACCCUGCUGAGCUUACCUGAGUACUACUCAGCUGUGUUCAUCAGUCAGCUCAUACAGAUGUCUCUGAGGUUGAGGUUUUUUGACCCUCAGCUGAAGGAGAGACCAGAGCAGGAGUUGUUUAUAGAGCCUGAUUGGUUACUGCAUCUCAGACAACUUGAUGGACAGAUCAAGGAUGGUGCGAUCACCUUUCGCGCGGAUCGCAGCACCCCACAGCUUUAUCACUGCAGCACACCCAGUUCAGAAGACCAGUGCAGCCCACCUGACCCCUCGACUCUGAAUCCUGAUCCCCACAAUCCUCUCAUGACCUCUCUUUUGCCCCCAGCUGGUGUUCAACUCAUGCCACCAGCUCCUCCCACUAUUCUGCAGGAUGGGGCGGUCCCUCUGCAUCAGGCCCCGCCUCCGGGUGAAAACUUUUCAUUCUACCCAGUGGCCCCGGGGCCACCACAGCCAAACUUUGCGACACCGUUCCAACCUGAAAUGCAUGAGCAAUACAUGCCCAUGCCACCCCAAAUACCCCAACAACUACCGCAGCAAAUACCCCAGCAAAUGCCCCCACAAUUUCCGACGUACAGCUCUACAGAAAUGCCUCCACAGAUGCCACCAGGAAUGCCACCACAGAUGCCCCCUCCAAUGCCUGGGGCUGAACAUGGCUCCAGCCCUUCCUUUCCUCAGCAGUACCCCCAGUCGUCUCCCACGUUCACCGCCCCUCCUCCACAAGGGAAGGACUUCUAUGAUGAAAUGGCACGCAUGGGCCCAGGCAGAAGAUCACGAACCACUUCACAGUCGUCAGUGCAACUGAUAUCAGGUCGGCGGUCUCGCACAGCAUCAGAAUCGUCCAAUCAUUCUGGACGAGAGCGCAGCAGUUCUCUAGUCAAUCAGGGCUCUCCACCUCCCCCUCCUAUCCCAGAGGCUCCACCCCAGGAUGAACCCAAGAAGACCAAGAAAGACUCUCCCAAAAAAGGAGCGAGUGGCGGCUGGCUGACCUGGCUGUAUCCAAAACGAAAGAACGAAGCACAUCUGCCAGACGACAAGAACAAAUCUAUUGUGUGGGAUGAAAAGCAGCAGAAAUGGGUGAACCUGGAUGAGCCAGAGGAAGAGAGCAAACCCCCUCCUCCUCCACCCACCGGCUUCCCCAGAGCUCCAAUGGGCGGGAUGGGGCCCCCAGGAAUGGGUGGUCCAGCAGGGGGGCCACCUGUGAAUAUGUUCUCCAGGAGAGCAGGCACUAAGAGCCGUUAUGUGGACGUGUUGAAUCCCGGUCGUGGAGGAUCUAAACCGGCCGCUGCGGUACCGCCUCCUGCUGAUCUGUUUGCUCCUCUCGCACCCAUGGCCAUGCCAGCCAACCUCUUUACACCAGCUGCAGCCCCAGAUGAGCAGCAGCAGCCGAUGGAGGGAAGUGUACCAGACGCCAGUGGAGAAAACACAGAGCAGACUAGUGCCACAGUGCCACAGAUGUUUAAUCCGAAUGCUUUGCCUCCCGGCCCAGAGGGGACGCAGUCUGGAGAGCUGUCACGUUCUAGCUCAAUGAGUUCUCUAUCUCGAGAAGUGAGUCAGCAUUUAAAUCAGGUUCCCAUUCAGCCGCCAAUGCAAGGAGCUCCGCCUGCAGGAGGUGUGACCUUUUAUAACCCCUCCCAGUUUGCACAGUCUGUUCCCACAAGCCGCGCUCGAUCUGGUCGUCUGGGACAGAGAGGAUACCCAACACUGAAAUAAGAGUAUCGCUGUAGUUGUAGAUCAAGCUGUGGUUCUAGACCAGAUUGGACUGAAGUUUGGUUCCUGCCUGGACUCCUGGAAGCGCUGGCAUGCGGCCCUCAGCCUCCCGAAUAACAUUGUCGUCGCUGUCAUAAUCAUGGUUUUCCCGAACGGAUCAGAACGGAAAGGAACAGGACAGAUCGGACUCGGUCAUCCUCUGUUUCUCCUUCUAGACUCAUCAUACCCAUUAGUCUAACUCUUGUUCUGCGUUUGUACGCGGCGCUUCCUCAACGUGAGCAGUGUGAAUAUAAGUGCAAUAUGUCAAAUUUUAGCCCUGUGUAGUUUGAUUUCCUUUAGUAGUCUGCUCAUUUCAGCAGGGUGAGUGCGAGUGUGUUUGUGUGCGUGAGUGGGGAUGAAAUGUGGGCGUGUCUUGCUGAUGGACUCCAGCCAAUGCAUGAGUUAGAGGGCGGUCUGGCCUGUUUUCAUGGGAACAGUGCAGCGUACCAGAAUGUUUUAGAUAUUUAUUAAGCUUCCGGUCGAAACGCCGUCGCCGGACAGGAUCCGUACAUCAGAGUGAGUUUGUGUACACGUCGUCACAGCGUACUAAACAAACCCAUCUCUUUUACCGUCUCCUGAACGAAUCCUUCAUUUUGCCAGUAGCAAAGAAUCAUACAUUUAUAUGAUUUACCAAAAUCCUGUGAUCAUUGUGCGUGUUUUGCUCGUUGCUCAAAUAUCAUUUAUUAUUUUCCUGGCUUCAUCUCGCUCUCUGAUCGGUCGUCUUCAUGUCUCUUAAUCACACGCCAUUUUUCCUUUGCUCGUUCCGGGGUUCUUGUUCCCAUGGUAACAGCGGGGUUUUGUAAUUCCAAAGGUCAGCUCUGUUUGAAGGAAGCUCGGACUUUUCCAAUGUGUUUAGAAAUUGACUGUACAAUUCUUGAUAAAGUGAUAAUAAAGAUAUUUUUGAGCUCUUUAA